AUGUCUCCCUCACCCGAGCGCCGACGAGCCCUGUCUGGCAAGAUCUCUCCUUUCCGCAUUCAAAAGCGUAGCUCGCCACCGCUCAACAAGGUCUCACAAUGGCAGACAUUCUCUGCUGACGCUGGUGGUACACCAGCGCAAGAGUUCCGCCAGCACCGCCUCACGCAGGAUAGCCAAGUCAGUGAGAGUUCCCAUUCCAAGCCCAUAAUCGUUCCAGCUCGCUCUCUUAGUCGUGGCACUGUCUAUCACGAAAACCACAUAGCCUUUCACGGAGGAAUUCUUUCCAACUUUCACCAAGGCCAGCGAUUCAAAGGUGCUGCUGCACUCGCCUAUCUGCUCCCCAAGCUCAGGGAGCUCAACGUUCCCCAUCCUCCGGGCGAUACUCUGGGUGCACACAUCCUAUCACAACACGAUUUCUCCUGCGGCGAGCAGUUCAUGAUGGCCAUGAAAGCCUUCUUGUUUGAGUCCAAGGACAUCGAUAUAGUCGUUCGCAGCUUCCAGAGCACCGUCCAACAAGACACUUGGGCGCUCAUCAGCCGCAUUUCUUGCCGUGACGGUCAAAUCCACAACGAGCAGCUCAAGAGCGAACAAGCCGAAUACGCUAGACAAGAAACCAAAUUGUACCAGUCAAACUUCAUGCAAAUCCUCAGAGCACGCGAUCCUGCAGACAUGAAGAAUCUUGGUCGCCAGUGCCCCAACUUCAGCGACUAUCUUUGGAAUAAAGCAAACAUGGCAGUUGUCAUCGCAACCUGUCUCGCAAGAGCGGAGCAUGAUCAUGCCCUGGCCAAUAUCUACAAAGAUAACUUCAGCGAAGAUGGCUGCAGCGUUAAGCGGGGCUUUGUAGAGGGCAGUCGCUUCGAUGGGAUCUGGGGCGUCCGUCUGGAUUACGACAACAAGGCUAUCGACGAUGAGAAGAACUGGAGGGGUGAGAAUCGGCUCGGCAAAUGCCACGAUGAGGCCUGCAAGUUGUACAACUUGAUUCGAUCGGAGAAGACCCUACAGGCGGCCCAAGUUCAAAUAAAGGAAGAGCUCCAGAACCAGGCUUGA
Molecule: messenger RNA, 1047 nt
Organism: Cyphellophora europaea CBS 101466
Lineage: Eukaryota; Fungi; Ascomycota; Eurotiomycetes; Chaetothyriales; Cyphellophoraceae
Exons: 1
Coding region: 1-1047 (348 amino acids)
Source: RefSeq, a predicted model, not a curated record